Rosa rugosa (rugosa rose) is the source of this 2082-nucleotide messenger RNA. Its product is annotated as protein NUCLEAR FUSION DEFECTIVE 4-like. Gene Ontology annotation, molecular function: transmembrane transporter activity. Bases 202 to 1905 code for a protein of 567 amino acids. Gene Ontology annotation, cellular component: membrane. The record is from RefSeq and is a predicted model, not a curated record. The transcript has 3 exons. Gene Ontology annotation, biological process: transmembrane transport. Lineage: Eukaryota; Viridiplantae; Streptophyta; Magnoliopsida; Rosales; Rosaceae.
GAGCAAAGGAAAGCCAGUUUCACAAGGAAGAGACCAAACCGCCGGGAACUCCAAAUGGCAAAGGCCAAGUCAUCCUUGUCCUGCUGGCUGUUGCCAAUAUCACCCACACCUUAAACUCGACCACAUCAUAAACCAGCUUCACUUCGUUUAAAGCUUCAAUCUUGAUCGAACCCAGUUUGUCGGUUAUUUCAGUUACAAAUUAUGGUGACCGUUAACGUUAAAGAAGGAACUAGGCCGCCGUGGGUGGGCUUAGGAGCGGCGGUGUGGGUCCAAAUAGCCGCCGGAAACGCCUACAACUUCCCGCUUUACUCGCACUCGCUCAAGUCCGUUCUGGGGUUCAGUCAGCGACAGUUGACCAUGCUCGGAGUGGCUAAUGAUAUCGGGGAAAACGUUGGACUUGUUCCUGGGAUUGCUUCCAACAAGCUCCCACCUUGGAUGAUACUUUCGAUUGGGGCUUUCGCUUGUUUCUUUGGUUACGGUGUGCUCUGGCUCGCUGUCAGCCGUACAGUUCAGUCCUUGCCUUAUUGGUUGUUAUGGAUUGCUCUUUGUGUUGCUACUAAUAGUAGUGCUUGGUUUACCACGGCUGUUCUUGUGACCAAUAUGAGGAACUUCCCUGUUAGUCGUGGAACUGUUGCAGGCAUUCUGAAAGGUUAUGGGGGUCUCAGUGCAGCUGUGUUUACAGAAGUUUAUAGCGUACUGCUUCGUAAUUCAUCUUCUAAGCUUCUACUCUUCCUUACACUCGGGGUUCCUCUCCUGUGUUUCAUUAUGAUGUAUUUAGUUAGGCCUUGUACGCCGGCUACUAGUGAAGGCUCGGUGGAGCGUGGUCACUUUCUCUUCAUCCAAGCUGCGAGUGUGGUGGUUGGAUUAUAUGUGCUCACAACUACAAUAGUGGAUGAUUCCUUUUCCUUGAGUGCUCCGAUUACCUACAGUUUUGUUGUCAUAAUGGUAGUACUUCUCAUGGCGCCGCUUGCUAUCCCUCUAAAAAUGACAUUUUAUCCCACAAGAGUCAGCUCUUCUGAUAAUUUGAAUAAUGAGGAUAGCAAUGCAGAUGAAACUGAACCACUGCUGAAGUCAUCUUUAUCAACAACAAGCCUAGGGAGUUUUCGUGAAGGGAAUGAUUCUUCGUCUGACAUAGCUAUGCUUCUUGCUGUGGGUGAGGGGGCAGUGAAGAGAAAGAGAAGACCCAAAAGAGGGGAAGAUUUCAAGUUUACUGAAGCUGUGAUCAAGGCCGAUUUCUGGCUUCUGUUUUUGGUUUAUUUUGUAGGGGUUGGUACUGGGGUAACUGUUCUGAAUAAUUUAGCUCAAAUAGGUAUUGCACAAGGAACGCAUGAUACCACGAUCUUGUUGUCUCUCUUCAGCUUUGGCAAUUUCGUGGGACGUCUUGGCGGAGGAGUUGUUUCUGAACAUUUUGUCAAGACAAAAACAAUUCCGCGGACAUUUUGGAUGACUUGCACUCAAAUUAUAAUGAUCUUUAUCUAUCUGCUAUUUGCUUCUGCUAUCAAAGGAACCCUUUAUGCUGCGACUGCACUGCUUGGGAUCUGCUACGGUGUCCAGUUUUCUAUCAUGAUCCCGACCGUCUCUGAACUCUUUGGAUUGAGGCAUUUUGGCAUAUUCUACAAUUUCAUGUCACUAGGGAAUCCUCUAGGCGCAUUUCUUUUUUCAGGUCUCCUAGCAGGAUACAUAUACGAUAAUGAGGCAGCAAAGCAGCAUGGUCUUAAUCAUCUUUAUGGAACAAAUGUCUCCUGCUUGGGUCCAGAUUGCUUUAGGGUUACCUUCCUUGUUCUGGCAGGUGUCUGUGGUGUCGGCACAAUCUUGAGCGUUGUUCUGUCUACUAGGAUAAAGCCUGUUUAUGAAAUGCUUUAUGCCGGUGGUUCCUUCAGAAUACCUCAGAAUACAAAUAACUAGGAUCAAUGAGCGGUAGUCAGUGGAAGCUCAACUGCUUUCAUACUGAAGUACAUUUCCGUAGUACUCUACUGGAGCUCUAGUAAGUUUUUGUGUACUUUUUGUUGUUGUUGUAACUACUAGAAUGUAAGUAUCAUUCAUGUAUAGAAUGGUGUGGCUGAUGUGGUUUUGUUGUUUUUA